Heterobasidion irregulare TC 32-1 is the source of this 753-nucleotide messenger RNA. RefSeq lists its product as uncharacterized. Gene Ontology annotation, molecular function: FMN binding. The annotation marks the transcript as partial. Lineage: Eukaryota; Fungi; Basidiomycota; Agaricomycetes; Russulales; Bondarzewiaceae. The record is from RefSeq and is a predicted model, not a curated record. The transcript has 5 exons.
CCGCCGUUCGACGAAACGCGUCCGUUCAAAGUCACACAGCCUCCGAAUCCGACGUGGAAGACGCAGGACGGACUGCUGGAUGACACGCCGUCGACGCAGGCGUGGAAAGCGGGCGCGAUGCAGGGGUGGAAGUCAUGGGAUAUGGACACCACGUCGCCAUCGGUUGCGUACAGGAUGUUGACGAGUGCCAUCGUCCCGCGCCCGAUCGCAUUUAUAUCUACCCUCUCCCCCUCCGGCGUUCCAAACUUAGCGCCGUUCAGGUGUGUUUCUCACAACCCACCUAUGGUCAGCGUGUCCUUCUCCCUCUCCCCCCGGCGCCCGAAGGACACGCGGGAGAACAUCCUCGCGACGAAAGAGUUUGUCGUCAACAUCAUCAGCGAGCCCUUUGUCGAGGCAGCGAACUCGACGUCGGUCGAAGCGCCCGAGGACGUGGACGAGUGGACGGUAGCCGGAUUGACCAAAGAGCCAAGUCUGCGCGUCCGGCCCCCUCGCGUUCAGGAGAGUGCCGUAAGCCUAGAAUGUGAGCUGUUUUCAACGCAGGACCUAUACCCCGAAGGCGCCUCCGGUGCCGCAGCGUCUACCACCGUCGUUUUGGGCCGCAUCAAGUAUGCCCACGUCCACGAGGCGGUCCUGCAGCCAGACGGCGUGCAGGUUGAUCCUGCGAAGCUGAGGGCGGUGUCCAGGCUGGGUGGCACUACGUACGCCAGGGUGAGCGAAGCCUUCGAUAUCAAAAGGCCGUCUUGGAGGGACGUG